UUGGUUCAGCAGCGGCACCGGUGGUUCAGUGGACUCUGCUCCAGCAUGUUGCAUGGAAAGCAUUGUAGGUGACCUGACUUCAAAUUCUGGCUCCUUUCUUCAUUUGCUCUUUGAGUUGGCUUGAGCUUUCUCAUUGACAGGCAGCUGACACGAUAAAGAUGAACGUGAGUAAGCUCAACGCGUCUCUUGUGUGCGAGCGGGACACGAGCAUCACCUCCAUCCUCAUCCCCUGUCUAUAUGCAGCUUUAUUCCUGCUAGCCGUGCCGAUGAACGCUCUGGCAGCCUGGAUCUUCUUUCAGAUUCAUAGCAGCUCAACAUUUGUGUUUUAUCUGAAGAACGUGGUGGUGGCGGAUCUGUUGAUGACCGUCACAUUGCCCUUGAAGGUGCUGACUGACGCCGGCUUGGGCUCCUGGCACCUGCGGGCCUUCUAUUGUCGUUACUCGGCGGUUCUCUUUUACAGCUCCAUGUACGUGGGCAUUCUUCUGCUGGGACUCAUCAGCUUGGACCGUUACCUAAAGAUUGUGCAUCCGUUCGGGAAGAGCCGGCUACAGAGGCUGGGGGUGGCCCGGGUCCUCUGUGCUGUUAUCUGGCUGAUGAUGAUGUCGUUGGCUCUGCCCAACGUGGUCCUGAGUAACCGCAUCCCGAAGAUGUCUUCGAGCGCUCGACUGCGCUGCUCCAGGAUGAAGGGAGAAGCGGGACUCUCGUGGCAUGAAGGCUUCAACUACUUCUGCCAGCUGCUGUUUUGGGGCACGUUGUCAGUGAUGCUGGUGUGUUACACAUUCAUCAGCAGAAAAGUGUUGGAGUCGUACCGCAUGUCACGCAGCAACAGCGUCACAGCCACUAAACAAACCACCUGUAAGGUGUUUCUGGUAGUGGGAGUUUUCUUCCUAUGCUUCGCACCCUUCCAUCUUGCUCGUAUCCCAUACACCCUCAGUCAAACCCGAAACACGUCUCAUGUCCAGUGCUGGACUCACAACCGCCUCUAUUGGAUCAAAGAGAUCACGCUGUGGCUGUCAUCGACAAAUGUGUGUCUGGACCCUCUCAUUUAUGUUUUCUUGUGUCAAGUCUUUCGUAAGAAACUCACGGCCACGCUGAGCCGUCGACCAGAAGUGUCUGUGACCGGGUCCACCAUUAGAAGAGAAAUGCCCAACCUGCUUCCUCCUAAUGUCAAUGAGAAUGAAUUCUAAUGUCCAUCUCUGGCCUGCGUGUCAUUUAAACCACAUGGAAACUACACAAACACACUUAACUGUGUCCAGAAAUGGUCUGAUCUUCAGCUCAUUUUGAUCCGCAACACACAAGCGGACUGAACCCGCAAACACGCAAGUGGUCAAACAAAACAGUGUUUCUAACAAAAGUCUGUCUCUUGAAUUAGUAACUUUAAGCCCUUUAGGAGCAUUUAUUCAGGAGAAGCACAAAGUGUAAUUUUCGAUAAAGCUUUCAUUCAGUGGGAAAAUGUCGCCAGUGCUGUCCUGCGAACACACGGUUUCUCUUUCCCCUUGCAGGAAUCGACUCAGUGAGCCGCAGGAAGAAGCAGCACAUUCGACAGGUGACUCCUGUAUGAAAUGAGUACAAUACUGCGUUUCCAACAACCUUCCACUGUUGUCGACUGUUUGAAUGAAUGAAUAUGAACACAUUUUGUCUGUAAAUAUGCACAUGGUUACCUAGACAGAGGCUGUGUGAAAGAAUAUAGCCAACAUCGCCGCUUUUUAUUGUGAUUUGUUAGAAGAUGUCGGGUCAGAAAUGACUUUCAAAUGUAAAUAAAAGCGGCUUUAUUGUUGUAAAUAUAAUCCAUAGGCUAAAUUAGAAUAUGUUCACGGUUGUCUUUACAUAUAUUUGUGGUGUUUCUAAGCCAAUUAUGAAUUUUUAUAUAAUGUUGAUCAGGGCUAAAUGCCUGACUUUACUGAUUUAUAGCUUUCAUUAUUAGAAAAUCCAGACUGCUUUUACAUACAUUGAAAAAUGUUAACUUACAGAGACUCAAAUCAUAUAGGCUUAAGAUGUAUACCUAUAAUAUUUGUUAAUGCCGUUUAACACAUUACACGCUUACAUAAGAACGAGUCGCGAGGUGCUUGUUACACAAAUAAUGUUUAACAAAUGGAGACGUUACUCUUAUAGUACAAUAACAGUAUAUAUAUAUAUAAAAUAUAAUUAUAUUUUUAUAAGAAAAUAUUUGAGAAUUACAUUUAAGAAUAUUCUUAAAAUGUCCUAUAAUGCCAGUGAGUUACAGUAUAAAGGGAAAUGUUUUGAUAGUGUUGUUGCUGGUUCAGAAAAGCAUUGUUAAGGUGUACAUCGUGUACAGAUAUUGUCCUUCAGUUUGUGAUCAUAGUUUGUAACUUUGCAAUGUAAUCCUGUAUAAGAAUAGUGAUGUUUCCUACACGUAGUAGGCUAUUUCAAAAUGUUAUUGUGCGCACGUGCGUCUACAAGACACGUGUUCCAACGGGCCAGUGAAUUCUUAAUCUGGGCCUGAUGUUGUCAAUGAAAUUUUCUCUUUUCUUACCAAAAAAUCUGCUAAAUAUGUCUGCUGUAAACCUGUUACUUAUGAAGUUACAUAAAAAAGUUAGAUUAAGAAUUUGAAAAAAAAUGCAUUAAUAAUCUUUAAUCUUGAGGCCUGUUAAAUCAUUUUUAUCUCUGAAUCUAAGCAUUUUUACUUUAUUAUGUUUGCCUUCUUACAUCCGAUUUAACAUAAAGUUAUCUCUGCUGGAAUUUUCGCAUGGUUUCUGUUAAGCGCCCGCCUGUCGAUGGCUGAAAGUUCAGUCUUCUUCAGUCUGAUUGGCUGACAUUCUGCUUGGCCUCUGUGCUUUGAUUGGCUGGAAUUCUGUAAACCCUGUCUUUUUUCAUUUGAUUGGUCAACCUUUUGACAUUGACGAGCGCAAGCCGCUAGGGGUGUUGAAAUUAAAAGUUUUUUCGAUGUAUCGCGAUGCAAACGAGGCCAAUUAGGUAUCGGUUCAGUAUUGGAUUGGAUUCAAUUUAUUGUCAUUACACAUAUACAAGUACAGUGUAACGAAAUGGAUUUAAGAAGAAGAAUACAGCAAACAUGAGGGAAGUGGAGAGAAAAACAGAUACACAUAAUACACCAUAGACCAGACUUGCAACAGGGUAAGAUAAUCCAGCUCCGGCAAGCAGCCAUCCGGUCCUGCAGCCAUUACGGCGCUAAACACAGACCCGCUUGCCAAGCUGGCGGGUCAAAGUUACGGAGGUUUGGAAUUGGUCAGAGUCAGUAUUUGUGUCUGUAUGAGCGAUAAGGUCCAAAAGUCUGUGUGUGUGUGUAUGAUGGGGGAGGGAACGCAAGAGCGUCUCGCCACAUUGCCCUUCAGGGUUGUUUCUCCAGUAUCAGCCUCGGCCAAGGCCAAUCCUGGUUCAAGGGGGGCCGAAAAGAUAAGAUUGCUACCUUUUCGGUAACAGGUAUUAUGCUGAUUGGAUUAUGUUUUGCCCUGGGUUAUCGUAUCGAACCUAGACCUGCCUGAAACGUCUCUAGUAACCACUUCCCCACGCUUGUACGUCACUGUAACACGAUUCAAGAUAUGGAAGGAAGGAGGCGGGAACCAGAAGACAUUUAAAAUAAAGAUUUAAAAUAAAUAAUAAAACUGCCGUCAACACAAACAUAAAUAUAAACUUAACAUGUGUCCGGGCCCGGUCCUCUCUCUUCGACGGUCCGGUCGCUCGUUCUCUUAUAUGCUCACAAUCUCCUACUUGAUUCGAGCCCGGUGUGCACAGCUGGCGCUCAUUCACAAUUACUCACCGGUCUCGAACCACGGUCUCGCCCCGCCUACUCCACUACAUACCCCCAUCACCCCUCACAGGCCGGGGGGUACCCCCGAGACUGUGCAUGCUCCCUCCCCCUCCCUUGGGGGGGGGGGGGGUGGGGUGGGGGGUAUGCAGCGACGAGCCUUAAAAGCCAACCCCUGCUCCGCCCCUUGCCCUGGAGAAGUACAUUUAGUAAACCUCUCUAUUAUUGACGCUGUAAUGUGUUUUUGUGAAAAAAGAGACUCCGUGUGUGUUGAUGUGUGCUUCUGGUAAACACUACAGUGUUUGGACCAAAUGUGCCCAAAAUAACAAUAGUUUUUUACUUUGAUUCCUAUGAGGAAACUGUGAGUAACUGAGACAGAAAUGUAUUCCAAAUCUACAAUAUUUAAACAUAAAACUAGUGUUGUAAUAAUGUUUUGACAUGUAUAAAAAUUUACAUACACCUUUCAUAUUUUUAAUUUUCAUACUGGUACACUUACAUACACUCUUUUUUUAUGUUAGCUUUGUUUUUGUUACAAAUGAGCUUGUCAAUAUCAAUAUCAAUAUUUUGUGUCCAUUUAUUUACAUAUGGCAUGAGAACAUGCUCGCUAUCGCACUGCAUCACAUGCUGGGGCGUUGCUCCCAUGUUUGUAGGAAUCAUGCAAUGCUUUUAUUAAUGUAACUUCAAAUCGGUCCUCUUCAGGACUUCCUGCGUAUUCUGUGAGAGACAGAAGCAUGAUGCUGUGUUAACCACGCCAGAAUUAAACUUCCUGUCAUGCUGAAGCUGGCCUUCUAGAGCCUGCCUUGUGCUGUUGGGCUUUGUUGACCUGUAUACUGUUGCAAAGCUGAACUUAUGUAACAAGAUGAUAAAAAUAGCCUCCUUAACCAUAUUGUCGUUUCCUUGUUGCUGUCAUGUUUAAUGUGUUGGGGGUCGUAGGGCAGUGGCUGCAUCUUUAUUCUGUUCUUCCUUUUCUCCUGUUUUCGGAGGGAAUAUUUUUUUGUUGUUGUCGGAAGAAAUAUCUUCUUUUGUGUUCUGCAGAAGACAGAGAAUCAUAAAUGUUUGAAAUGAUAAGAGGGUGAGGAAGUUAUGACUGAACUUUCAUUUUUGGGUGAACUGGUUAAAUUCAUUCAAAUCUAGCAAAAAUCCAGUCAAGACACGUGGAGUAUUCCUAGCGAAGUGCAUGAGACGUACACACUUUAACGAUCCCGUUGAUCCCUUAAUCUUGUUUACCUAUAGAUUAGUAUUGCAUACGUCGUAUCUUAGAAGAGUAUUUAGUUUGCUAACAUUAAUAAAAGAUAGACACAGCUGUACGAUUAUUUCCGGAAAAAUACGACGUCCUGGGGUGCUGGGAGGGGGGAGGAAUCCUGAGCACACAACACAUCUUAUUUUGUAUUACAUCCGUCACUGAAAUGCUGUGAACAAACAAACACAACUCAACUUCUCUCACUAUCACAAGAGUAUCGAGCUGCAGGCCCACACGGCAGCCAAUCUUGAUGGUAAGAUAGCUUCUUUUUUCGGUCUUCGCCGCAUUAUGCUACAGUUCAGAUACACACAUGGCUGUGGUCAAUCGUUUGACGGCAAACAAGAGAGCAUGACAGGGUUACACAACGUUUUUCCCCUGAAUUUUUUUUUUUUUAAUUAACCUACACAUUCUAUUCACAGAAAAAACAAAUCUGUGAUUAAAAUAUUAUAAUUGUAAUACUUUUUCCUGUUACUGAAAUCCGAUGGUUGAAAUGAAUGCAAAGGAUUCUAAAAAAGAAUAGAAACAAAAUGAAAGUGAGCAGAAAGAGUUUCUGCGUUUUAACCUGUCAUUAGGCUAUGGGUUGCAUUAUAGUGGGCUCUACCAUAAAUCACAAGAUGGCUAUUUGUCUACUUUUGCGAUUCUGACAGCGAUUGUUAGUUAAAUUGUGCCAUGAGCCUUCUCUGUGCCUCUUAUAUUUUAUUCUCCAUAUAUUUAACUUGAGUAUUUAAAUGCUGACUAUGGGUGCUUGACAAUACAUUGAUGCACAUUGUUUGCCUUGAAACGUAAUGCCCGUGAGAAAGUAUUCUCAAAAUAGUAUUCGUUUUGCAGAUAAUUUUAUGUUGUGGUAGUCGAUGGAUACUAUCUGAUGCAGACAUUGACUCUUGAAUCCUAAAGUAUUAAUUCCUGCAUUGUUUUUAGGCAUUUAAGACAGACAUAAGGUUGUAGUCUACAGGUAUUUGGUGAUUUGUUUGAUGCAGUAUUCGUCUCGCCCCUUCUCCGCUGUGAUUGGAUGGCUGAGUAAAAAGUGACAUGGAUGAGCACAAUCAUUCUGCAUUGCCACAUCGCCCUCCACUGGAUGUACAAUGUGCAGCAAUAAGAUAUAUUUAAGCAUUAAAAAAAGCAAUUGGCUGGAAAAGCGAUAGAAGCCAUAAUACAUUUCACUGGAUUGUAUUGGUUGUAAUGGAAACAAAAGUCUCUAUUGGUAUGUGUUGGGCUCUGUUGACCAGACUAUGAAUCAUACUCAAAUAAUGUCCAAAACACACUACAAAAAAGGUAUUUCAUAAACCCAAUGGAGUUUACAUGGAAACAAUUAGAAUUUCUGUGGGGGGGGGGUUCAGCAGGAUACUCAUACUUUUAAGAAUAUUUUGAUUUAGGUUACUCAAAAGUAACACACAAGUAGUGUAACGCAUUACGAUUGAAAGAUAGUAAUAUUGUAAUAUUACUAAUUACUUUUAAAUGACAGUAGCUAGUAAUAUAUAUUUUAUUACAUUUUGAAGGUAACUAGCCCAACUCUGUUGAGGAGUAACUGAAGCAUGUAACGGGAUUAAAGUAAUAAGGAUCCAAAAAUUUGGUAACUGUUAUCGGUUACAGUUACAUGAAAAAACGUAAUAAUCUGAUUACAAUUACAAUAAAAUGUGAUUAUUAUCAGGAUUACAAUUGUUUCAAAACUUAAGUAAUUGUUUUAAAAUGUGGAACUGUAAUGUGUUUUUGUGCUGACAGUGCAACCAAUUUCUAUGUACAAAUGUAAUGUUAUAUAAUGCAUAAAAAAACAUUCCUAAUGCUUCUUGUUUUAUCUACAUAGCAUUGUGACACUUAUAAUGUGUUGCGUUAACUGACAUUAAUAAUCAUGAUUACAUUAAGUCAAUGAUCAAUAAUACUUUU
Triplophysa dalaica is the source of this 6845-nucleotide messenger RNA. It is a transcript of the gene p2ry13, whose product is annotated as purinergic receptor P2Y13. Gene Ontology annotation, biological process: G protein-coupled receptor signaling pathway. The coding region runs from base 159 to 1187 and encodes 342 amino acids. Lineage: Eukaryota; Metazoa; Chordata; Actinopteri; Cypriniformes; Nemacheilidae. The transcript is spliced from 3 exons. The record is from RefSeq and is a predicted model, not a curated record. Gene Ontology annotation, cellular component: membrane. Gene Ontology annotation, molecular function: G protein-coupled purinergic nucleotide receptor activity.